GCUCGCCUGCCAUGAUCGCGCCCGGCGCCUUCUGCCUCCUGGUCUCCUUGGGCAAGCUGCUCCUCACCUGGGCCGGCCCUCCGCCCCCCACGGCCCCGGACUCCCAGGGCUGGCAGGGCCCCGUGGACUGUGUCCGCGCCAACGAGCUGUGUGCUGCCGAGCCCGGCUGCAGCUCCCGCUACCGCACGCUGCGCCAGUGCGUGGCUGGCCGGGACCGCAGCGCCAUGCUGGCCAGCCGGGAGUGCCAGGCGGCCUUGGAGGUGCUGCAGGGGAGCCCACUGCGUGGCUGCCACUGCAAGCGUGGCAUGCGGAAGGAGCUGGGCUGCCUGCAGGUCUACUGGAGCAUCCACCUCGGCCUGGCCGCAGGGGAAGAGUUUUACGAAGCUUCGCCCUACGAGCCGGUCACCUCGCAUCUCUCCGAUAUAUUCAGGCUUGCUUCAAUCGUCUCAGGAAUGGACCCGGCCGCCAGCCCCAGGAGCAACCGCUGCCUCGACGCGGCCAAGGCCUGCAACCUGAACGACAACUGCAAGCGGCUGCGCUCAGCCUACAUCUCCGUCUGCAACAAGGCGGUCUCCACCACGGAGCGCUGCAACCGCCGCAAGUGCCACAAGGCCCUGCGCCAGUUCUUCGACCGCGUGCCCAGCGAGUACACCUUCCGGCUGCUCUUCUGCUCCUGCAGGGACCAGGCCUGCGCCGAGCGCCGCCGGCAGACCAUCGUCCCCGACUGCUCCUACGAGGACAAGGAGGCGCCCAACUGCCUGGACCUGUGGAACCAGUGCCGCUCGGACAACCUCUGCCGGUCCAGACUGGCGGAUUUCCACACGAACUGCCAGCCCUCCUUCCGGUCCCCAACAGGCUGCCCCAGGGAUAAUUACCAGGCGUGCCUGGGCUCCUACGCAGGCCUGAUCGGGUUCGACGUGAUGCCCAACUACGUGGACUCGAGUGCCAGCAGCCUUACCGUGUCUCCGUCGUGCUCCUGCCGAGGGAGCGGCAACAUGGAGGAGGAGUGUGCGAAGUUCCUGAGGGGCUUCACGGAAAACCCGUGUCUCCGAAAUGCUAUUCAGGCCUUUGGCAACGGCACAGACAUCAAUUUCUCCCCCAGGCCACCCGCUUUGCCGCCCAUCACUGCGCCUCCUAAGACGGAGAAGAGUCCUCCUCUGCCCUAUGACUUCAAUGACACCAACUCUGUCCUGGACACGAGUGCGAGCCCCACUUGCACCUCCGUGCAGGAAAAUGGACCGAAGCCGAACAAGUCCCAAGGGCAGCGCUACUGCCUCCCCGAGAGAUCGCUGACGACCGCACUCGUGACGGAACAGAAGACCUUGGUGGACUCUGCGGGGUCGGGCAGCCGGCGCGUCCUUCCCGGGGCCUCCGUGGCCCUGCUCUUGCUCCUCGCAACGGUCCCGCUAUAGAAGAGACGAGGGAUGAGGCAGCCGCGCUGGGGAGGGGGCCGUGCUGCGCAGGCCCCCCGCACGCAGCCCCACCGGACCGGCAGCUGACCCCGCCUGGCAGAACACCACUUUGGCUCACUUCGCCCGGUGCAUGGCUUCCGAGAGGGGCCGCGUCCGAGCAGGUCCUUCCACAAGUCCGUUUUAACUGUGCAGGGAAAGCGACGCCGGGCUGACGGGUCGCUGGCGAACUCCUCUGAGGUUUUGUGGUCUGAAAUGUCUGGAGCAGGAGCCUGACGCUCCCGUCACGUCUGACGAGGAUUGCAAACGGUGCUCGGCAGGAGCGCACCUGCCUCCGGGGGCAGCCGAGGACCCGGCAGGCAGCUGCACAACCCAGACUGGCUGGCCCUUGCCAGGAGAGGCCCGCGGCCCCCCCACCCAGGCGACUACUCCUCGAGGCCCUGCUUGAUGCCCGUCCUCGCCCGGCCGGGCUUUCACCGUCCUCGGAGAACCCAGAGAAGGGCCCUGCAUUCUCUGCUCAAUGUCGAAGGGGAGGAGAGGCUCCCCGGUGGGGAUUGUGGCAAGCGGGGUGUCCAGGAGGCAGAGGGCAGGCAGCCCUGUGGCUUGACGGGGGCCCUGCCGUCCUGGGCCAAUGUGCGUUUGAGCCGGCCCCCUUCUGGCGAGGCCAGCCGGGCCCUGUGGAAUGAGUGGUCUCGGCCGGGCUCCUCCGCAUCCUUCCUUCUCGUGUCCCACACCUUUUCUAGGACUGUUAUGUUGGAAAGAAAGAACGAGCACAUGCCCUGGUGUGAGGUGGCCCCAUGUGGCAUCUGGGGCAGCUGGCCUUUCUCCUCGGGGUUGGACUGGAUGGAAGCAGCCAUCGUACCUUACUGUCCUUUAAUUAUAUACACACACCUUGCAUAUGUCUGUGGGGAGAGAUCUCCAUAUACAUAUGUACAUAUAAUCAUCCAUGUAUUCUAAAUAACUUCCUGUUUCUUUUCUGUUUUUUAAGGAUAAAAACAACAAGAACGAACAUACA
This is a messenger RNA of Varanus komodoensis (Komodo dragon), 2424 nucleotides long. RefSeq names its product GDNF family receptor alpha 2 (gene GFRA2). The coding region runs from base 12 to 1412 and encodes 466 amino acids. Gene Ontology annotation, biological process: nervous system development. Gene Ontology annotation, molecular function: signaling receptor activity. NCBI's taxonomy places the organism in Eukaryota, Metazoa, Chordata, Lepidosauria, Squamata, Varanidae. Gene Ontology annotation, cellular component: signaling receptor complex; external side of plasma membrane. The record is from RefSeq and is a predicted model, not a curated record. The transcript is spliced from 9 exons.